AAUUAUUUUUCCCCUUGUCGGUUUUGUUUUGGUGUUGUUGCGGAUUUAAUGCCACACGUGUGUUAUUAUUAUUUUCCUCUUCCAGCUUUUUGUUUUGGUUUUGUCGUUAUUGUGGCAAAAAAAAUCGCGUCAGGUUCGUGUUUCAAUAGUGGUCGUAGAAAUUGCUGGUUUUGUGGAGCUGACACUUCCUUUCUUUCUCAUCAAACCCCACUUUUUCCGCCGAGGCUCUACCGUUCCGUUAUGCUCCUAACAUUUACUUCCCUUUCUUUCUGUUUUUUUUUUUUAAUUUCUUGGUGAUAACUAAUUUUUCAGAGUAUUCUUGGUAAUUUUUCAAGAAUCGAAAUUUCCAUAAAAUUUGGAACAGAAGGCCAAAACUUUGUUGUAGGAUAUUCAUGAUUCUUGCUUAUUUUGUUUCUUUUUUGGAAAAAGAGAUUGUUCUCAGGUUUGUAUAAAGCUGUGGCUUAGGUGAUUUUUGGAAAAUGGAUUUAAGCGAGCUCGAAGAGAAUUUGUUCGCUGCUAGCGAUGCCAAGUUACACAGAGAUAUGUGCAAGGAACUAUCUGCAGUUUAUUGCAAGGUAUUGUCUAUCUUCCCUUCCUUGGAAGAAGCACGUCCCCGGAGUAAAUCAGGGAUUCAAGCCUUGUGCUCGUUACAUAUCGCGCUUGAGAAAGCCAAGAACAUUCUUCAACACUGCUCUGAGUGUAGCAAACUUUACUUGGCUAUAACUGGAGACGCUGUUCUGUUAAAAUUUGAGAAAACAAAGUCUGCACUUAUCGAUAGUCUUAGACGCGUGGAGGACAUUGUCCCUAGCUCAAUUGGCUCUCAGAUUUUGGAUAUUGUAGGUGAACUAGAGCACACCAAGUUCUUGCUUGAUCCAUCAGAGAAAGAAGUCGGCGACAGUAUAAUCGCACUACUACAACAAGGCAAGAAAUUUGACAACGGCACCGACAACGCCGAGCUUGAAAUAUUCCACCAAGCAGCUACUAAACUCAGCAUAACUUCAUCCAGAUCAGCUCUUGCAGAGCGGCGUGCUCUAAAGAAGCUCAUUGACAAGGCACGUGCGGAAGAAGACAAACGGAAAGAGUCAAUCGUGGCUUACCUCUUGCAUCUCAUGAGAAAAUACUCCAAGCUUUUCAGAAGCGAAGCUGUGGAUGAGAAUGACUCUCAGUGUUCGCCACCAUGUUCCCCCACUGGUAAUGAAGACCGUCCCCAUGCGUUUGGGCGUCAGCUAUCUAAGUUUGGUUCUGUUAAUAACAGUAGGAAACCAGGACAGAUGAUGCCAACUCCACCAGAAGAACUCAGGUGUCCCAUAUCCUUGCAGCUUAUGUGUGAUCCUGUCAUUAUUGCCUCUGGACAGACUUAUGAACGUGUCUGUAUCGAGAAAUGGUUGAGUGAUGGACAUAACUCUUGCCCCAAGACUCAGCAGCAGCUCCCACAUCUUUCCCUGACUCCUAAUUACUGUGUGAAAGGUCUGAUUGCGAGCUGGUGUGAGCAGAAUGGAAUCACAGUCCCUACUGAACCACCACAAUCUCUUGACCUCAACUACUGGAGACUAGCGCUGUCUGACUCUGAUAGUAGAUCUUGCACACCGAAGGACGCAAAACUCGUUCCUUUGGAGGAGAGUAGUACUAUUGGUCCGGAACAACAACAACACAAAGAAGAUGUCACUGUGGCUGAUGUAGAUGUUGAGGAGACUUCUGCUGCUAUCAAUGUUCUAGAACAGUAUCAGGAUAUAUUGGCUAUCUUGGACAAAGAGGAGGACUUGGGUGAAAAAUGCAAAGUAGUAGAGAACGUCAGGCUGUUGCUAAAGGAUGAUGAAGAGGCUAGGAUCCUCAUGGGAGGUAAUGGGUUUGUUGAAGCUUUCUUGCGGUUUUUAGAAUCAGCUGUUCAUGAAAACGAUGUAGCCGCACAGGAGACUGGAGCUAUGGCUUUGUUUAACUUAGCAGUCAACAAUAACAGGAACAAAGAGUUGAUGCUGACUUCAGGAGUCAUCCCGCUGCUAGAGAAAAUGAUCACUUGUCCUCACUCCCAAGGGCCAGCAACUGCGUUAUAUCUAAACCUCUCCUGCCUAGAGAAAGCCAAGCCUGUGAUUGGCUCAAGUCAAGCAGUUGCCUUUUUCGUGAAGCUUCUUCUUCAGGAAGAAACACAGUGCAAGCUGGACGCUCUUCACGCUCUCUACAACCUCUCAACCCACUCUCCCAACAUCCCCACUCUCCUUUCAUGUAACAUCAUCAAAACCCUCCAAGUCCUAGCAUCAACAGGUGACCACUUGUGGAUAGAGAAGUCAUUAGCGGUAUUAAUAAACUUAGCCUCUAGCCAAGAAGGGAAAGAAGAGAUGAUAUCAUCACAAGGGAUGAUCAGCACUCUCGCAACGGUCCUGGACGCUGGUGACACGGUGGAACAAGAGCAGGCCGUUUCUUGCCUUGUGAUCUUGUGCACGGGAAGCGAGCAGUGUAUUCAGAUGGUGCUGCAAGAAGGAGUGAUUCCGUCUCUGGUUUCCAUCUCGGUGAAUGGAAGUAGCCGAGGAAGAGACAAGUCUCAGAAGCUUCUGAUGCUGUUCAGGGAACAGAGGCAACGAGAACAGGCGUCGCCGAAUAAAGAUGACGCUCCCAGGAAAAGCUUGUCUGCGCCAUUGCCAAUGUCUGUACCUGCUCAAGCUUCAGCUCAACCAGGGUCAGAGGGGAAGCCUUUGUUUAAAUCAACCUCUGCAAGGAGGACAAUGACGAGAGCAUUCAGCUUCUUUUGGAAGAAAAGCUACUCCAUCCACCGUUGAGAAGGAAAAGAUACAUUUGGAGUGUGUUCACAUUUACAUACUCGUAUGUAAAGCUGUUUUUUUUUUCCUUUGAUCCUUAACUUCUUACACAAGUCAUCUGAUAGGGAAGAACGAUAUGUAAAUGCCACUUUGGGACCUCACCUCACCAUUUUUGCUCACUUUUCCUCUCUCACCAGAGGUAAUCGUGUAGAUAGCUUACUGAUGUAACAGUUUUAUUUUUUUUCUUCUAUAUAUGAAACCUCACUUUCAGUA
Brassica napus (rape) is the source of this 3023-nucleotide messenger RNA. Its product is annotated as U-box domain-containing protein 6-like. The transcript has 5 exons. Gene Ontology annotation, cellular component: cytoplasm; nucleus. Bases 480 to 2771 code for a protein of 763 amino acids. Gene Ontology annotation, molecular function: protein binding; ubiquitin-protein transferase activity. NCBI's taxonomy places the organism in Eukaryota, Viridiplantae, Streptophyta, Magnoliopsida, Brassicales, Brassicaceae. Gene Ontology annotation, biological process: protein ubiquitination. The record is from RefSeq and is a predicted model, not a curated record.